AUGCUAUCAUUAUGGCUUAGUGAUGAACACAAGAACGAACCGUGGUCUGUAUGGUCACAAAGAAACGAGCUGUCGAUUCGAUUAAAUCGACUUCGUUUUCCAUGCACAACUACACGUCAACCGCGAACUCUUCACAAAUUUGCGAAGUUUAAAGGCAGCGAAAUUCGACUUGUUUUACUUUUUGGCUAUGCUAUCUUUGAAAAUAUUCUUAAAUCGAAAUAUUAUUUGCAUUUACUUUUACUUGUUCUCAUAGUUCAUUAUGCAAAUUUACUAGCACAAAAAUGUUGUUAA
Messenger RNA from Adineta ricciae, 291 nucleotides. Lineage: Eukaryota; Metazoa; Rotifera; Eurotatoria; Adinetida; Adinetidae. The record is from the annotation of a GenBank genome assembly.